This is a messenger RNA of Manis javanica (Malayan pangolin), 502 nucleotides long. The record is from RefSeq and is a predicted model, not a curated record. Lineage: Eukaryota; Metazoa; Chordata; Mammalia; Pholidota; Manidae.
AUGCUUGCCGCCGCCGUGGGGAGUCUCCUGCGUCCCGGCCCGGGGAGCCUCCUCCGAUGUGCCCCGGGGGCGACUCUCCGGCCCCGGGGUCUCCCCGGCUACUCCACAGGCGGGACCCCCAGGGGCUCUGGGCCCCAAGAUCCGGGAAAGGUUCACAGGUUCCCCGCCGAGCACACGCCCUCGCAAUUCGACAAGAAAAUCUUGCUGUGGACCGGACGUUUGAAAGCGAUAGAAGAGAUCCCGUCUCGGAUCCCGCCAGAAAUGAUAGAUGCUGCAAGAAACAAAGCUUGAGUGAAAGCUUGUUACAUAAUGAUUGGACGCACAAUUAUCGCAUGUUUUGCUGUGACAGCGUCAGCCAAAAGGACUGCAGAACGACAUGAAUCCUUAACAAGUUGGAACCUAGCAAAGAAAGCUAAGUGGCGUGAGGAAGCCGCACUGGCUGCACAGGCUAAGGCUAAGUGACAUUCUGAGUGACAGAGUGUUAAUCAGAAUAUCAUCUCUA